AUGGCUGGUUAUUUUUAUUAUCGAAAAAAUUAUGGAAAGAAUUUCACAACCUGGGAAUGCGAACAUCGACGUUAUCGCCAGUGUUUAGCUAUAGUUAUUCGAUCAUCAGAUCCGAAUGUGAAAAAUAAUUUUCGAAUUUAUUCUAUUCAAGGUGAACAUACACAUGAACCAACACCAGAUAAUAUUGACGUAAGAAAAUUUAAACAACGUGUACGUGAACGAUGUAAAACAGAAGUUGCAAAUCCACGAACAAUUUAUGAAGACGAACUGAAGAAAGGAAAAUAUUCGAGAGAAAUGUUAGCAGUUAUACCAACAUUUUACAAUAUGCGUGAGUAAACAAAUACUUCUUUCUCAGUUUCAUUUUCUUAAAGCAGACAGUAUAAACACUAAUCUGGUGACCAGUUGUCCUGGUACAAGCCGCUUUGGGCUGGAUAUAAUCCAAAAGGAAAAAAAAGUUAAUAAAUUUUAUCUCACGAGGGAACCGUUCGAAGUGAUUCAAAGCUUUUAAGCCGAUAUUUUGCCCAUAAGUAGAGUUCAAUGAGAUUAGAAAAAGCCCAAAAGGACAAGGGCCCAUGGGCCUUUCUUCUCGAGUU
This is a messenger RNA of Rotaria sp. Silwood2, 593 nucleotides long. The record is from the annotation of a GenBank genome assembly. NCBI's taxonomy places the organism in Eukaryota, Metazoa, Rotifera, Eurotatoria, Philodinida, Philodinidae.